AUGUCGAAUCAUCCAUAUACUAAGGCUCUGUUUGGUAGAAAGAAACCUGUUUCUUUUUGUUUCUUCAUUCAAAAGGGGGAAUCCACAAACCCACCUUCCAAGCGUGCUGUUUGGAAAUCGCAUGAGGAAGUGGAGCUCGUCCACUCCCUUCUUGAAGUUAAGCGUGCAGGUGGCACUUCGAAUAUCGGGAUCAAAGACAAGGUUUGGAACUCAGUUUCCACACACUUAACUGAGGAAUGCGGGACUGUGUUCAAGCCGAGUGCUUGUAAGAAUAAGUAUGGCAAGACUUUCAGAGCAGUCAGGAUUUCCGUGGAGCAAUGA
Messenger RNA from Cantharellus anzutake, 321 nucleotides. RefSeq lists its product as uncharacterized. The record is from RefSeq and is a predicted model, not a curated record. The transcript is spliced from 3 exons. Lineage: Eukaryota; Fungi; Basidiomycota; Agaricomycetes; Cantharellales; Hydnaceae. The coding region runs from base 1 to 321 and encodes 106 amino acids.